Molecule: messenger RNA, 719 nt
Organism: Manis pentadactyla (Chinese pangolin)
Lineage: Eukaryota; Metazoa; Chordata; Mammalia; Pholidota; Manidae
Gene: CMC4
Product: C-X9-C motif containing 4
Exons: 3
Coding region: 295-513 (72 amino acids)
Cellular component (GO): mitochondrial intermembrane space
Source: RefSeq, a predicted model, not a curated record
UGGGGGUGGAGGGCGGUGGCCGGCCACGGUCCGGGCGUCUGGCCGGGCGGCGGGGGCGACAGGGAGGCGGCGCUCUCGGUCCGCAGGCCGACGUGGUCUGUGAGCGGCGCCGGGGCGGCCGGGCAGGCAGGCGCCUUCCGAGGGCCCGCGCCCAUUUUGCCCGCCCGCGGAAGGAAGCCGUGCGCGGCCUACACGCUCCGGGGACAGCCCUUUGAGGCGGCCACGCCGCACGCGCCGGCCUCUUGAGCCAGAGGGACGCUCUUUUGAAAUUCGGUCAUAAGACAUUUUCUGGAUAUGCCACAGAAGGAUCCGUGCCAGAAACAAGCCUGUGAAAUACAGAAAUGUUUACAAGCCAACAACUACAUGGAAUCUAAGUGUCAGGCUGUCAUCCAAGAACUGCUUAAGUGUUGUGCUCGAUGUCCCAAGGGAAGAUCUCUGGUCUGUUCAGGAUUUGAAGACGAAGAAAAGCUGACACUGAAGUACACAUCAAAGUCAAGUUCGCUGAGAAGUUAAAUGCUGCACCACAUUUUCACGAAGCAAGUUUUAUUCGUCCUCCUGACUUUUCUUAAGGCCAGGUAGCAGCAAACAGCAAAUGAAGUCAACUAUAAAAGUUAAAGAAUAUGCCAUCUAUGCAGAACAGAUAUAAAUAUAAAUAUAUUAAAUAUGUAGAAUGUAAUAAAACCGAGCUGCUAAAAUAAACCUGGUAGGUGAAAAAUUUU